UGCCUUAGUAACUUUUGUUUUGAUGUCAAACAUGUUUUAUUAAGUUUUUUUUUUACCAACAUUCAAACAAACUUUGAAAUUUGUUAGCUGCGGCGAGGAAUAUGUGCGAGUAUUCCAUGUCUUCUAUGAUAUGAGCUGUGAUCACGCGCUGGAUUUAUUUUUUGAACAGGUAUUUGUUUAGUACACCGGAGACACUUUCGAAAUUCAAUAAAGCGGAGCUACACUUGACUUAGCAAGUUAAAUGGAAGAUGACAACAUGUGACUUUACAUCCGAUUAUGGUACAAAACCAUAAAAUCCAAACAUGACAGGCGAUUUUUGACAGACUUGAAAAGUAGGAGAAAAACAUUCCAUUUCAAACGGAUCCAACAAUAUGAGUAACACGUAUGAUGAUCCAGCGGCCCGCCCACUGUUUGGCGAUCCGCAGCCACGGGAUCGGAUGCUGAACCUUGUGGUUGCGGUAUUUACCAGUAUUAUAGUUGCUGUGACUUUGAUUAGUGCUUUCGUCUUUCCAAACUGGCCACCUGGUGGAACCAAUGUCUUCUUUGCUGUUAUUAUAGUUUUGAUCUGUGCUUCACAUUUACUUCUGAUUUAUUGGUACAGACAAGGGGACCUUGAGCCAAAGUUUAGGACCAUGAUCAUUUACAAUGCAUUUACCAUCAUUUUACUGUGUGUAUGUGGUAACUUAUACAUUCAUGAAAUUGGGAUUAAAAAAAAUCCAAAAUAACUUAAAUAGUGUCAUGCCAGCCAUGUCAAUUGCUUGUUCAAAACUGUUGACUUUAUGCCAUGCCUCGACGUCUAGUAUGACACCAAGUUCUUCAUGACACAAAAUGUUAAACAUUUACGGUACUGUGAAAGGGGUCAAUGGAAAUAAUCCAUGAAAAGAAGAGGUAUCCUCUGGAUGAAAGCAUCCUGGAAUAGGUUAGAACAUUUCUAUAUUACAUAUGUUCAAUUCUGUAAAAUUUCUGAAGUUCAGUUAAGCUUUACUGUCAAUAUGCUAUGACUUACAUAUGUUGUAUACAUUAACCACAAAGUUAUUGGGUCUCCACAGUUAAUGUGCAUCUGUUUUUAUUGUAAAUAUUUCCUAUUUAUUUGAUUUGGUCAUUGGCGAGUGUAUUUAAUACUUCAAACUUCAGUAAAUUCUCUCUUUUCUCUGGCUGGGGUAAUGUUAUUUAUUUCUUUGUACUAAACAUUCCAACUUACUUUAUUCAAAUACUUGGAUAAGUCGAAGUUUCCUACAGUGGCGCUGAUUUUGAGAUAACGAGGUUCAAAUAUAUAUAUAUAUAUAUAUAUUUAAAUUCUAUGUACAUGUUUAUGUAUCAAUCAUUUCAAAAACACAGCUAAUGUUUAGAAAUGUUUUAAAUACAUCUAUAGCUUGAAACCUAAUCACCAUUGAUUUUCUUCAUUUUCAAGUUAUUACUUUAAAACUUGACACAACUGAAUAAGUUGUGAUGUUUAUGUAUGAUAUAAUGUAGAUUACAGAUCUGACAACCCUAUUACAGGGCUGACCAUACUAACCUGUAUCCAACUCUAUUAUGUUUGGUGGAGUGGUAAGUAUUACCAUUGGUUACCAAUGAUAAUUUAUAUGAAUGUACAGAUGGUGCUUUCCUUGGUUAAAAAUACAUUUGUAUCUAUGUUUGAUUGUGUACAUCUAUAUUAAUACUGAUGUGUGGAGAAUGUACUGAAAUGAUGGUAUGUAUUGAUGUGAAAAACACUUCAAAUUUUGUUCUUUUAAAUUCAGAGAAUUUUUUUUCAACUUUCCACAAAGAAAUUAUAAUUGAAUGUCUUAUACUUAAGCUUAAUUCUUGGCAAUAAUUGCUGUAAUAUUCUUUUUCUUGUGGAUAUGCAAAAUAUACACGACUUCAAUGCCAGGCAGUUCUGUUCAAUUAUGUACCCGGUGAGUCAGUGCUUUACAAUUACAAUUUUCUUUAACCUUAUCUACACUAAAGAGCUGUUGUUGAAAAUGUUCUAUAUAUUGACGGAUGGUUUAAAACUGAGGAGUCAUUUCAGUGUGAAAUGUUACAUCAUGAGAUCUUGUCCAAGUAGCCACUGUAUACUUUAUUGAUUUGACAUGCAUACUUCUUCAUGAACUUCCAAAUAUUUACUUUAUGAAUUUAUAUAUUGUCUGGAAGAAAUAUCUGUUUGCAGUUUCUUUAUAGGAUUUAUCCAAGUAUGGUAUGUGACAUAUGAUACAAAAUGUUAGCUAUGUUGUAAUUGAUUUCAUAGAACUAGGGAUUAAAACCUCUGAAAAGUCUAAAUUGGUUCUGACCUAAAUUUUUCACAUUAUUUUAAAGUUUCCUUAUCCAUUAUGUAAGCAUAUGACAAUAUUAAUUUAUAUAUGCUGAGUGAUGCACAUACAUGACAUCAAUCCAAUGCUUUACAUUUAUUCAAAACAGUUUAGAUUUUAACACAAUUUAUUAACCAAACACUACUAAUGCCAUGAAAUGUCUUGCUGUCUAGUCCAUCUCUUGAAGGACAGACAGGCACUUUGUCAUACCUAAUCAAUCCUGACAUUAAGGUGACAUCACAGUUAAACAAUUAAACAAAUUUUUUUUUAAUAAGUUAUCACCUGAGACACCUAUUGUGAUCCCUUUUUGUCUGGUGUCGUGCAUUGUAAACCUUUAAUAUUUUUGACUUUUUAUGGAAAACUCUUGAGCAGAUUUCAAUGGGGUUUUUUUUUUACGAAAAACCUUACAUGACUAAAGGCAUAUCAAAAUUGUAAAUUAUUUGGUCACCAACCCCAGGGCCAAAAAGGGAAAAUUGAUUUAAACUUCAGAAAUCUUCUUCUCAAAUCCCAGGUAUUUUAGAAUCAGAAUGGAUGGAAAAGUCUUCAAAUGCUUUACCAAAAUAGUAAAUUUCAGGACCCCAGGGUCUUGCAUUUGGCCCAGUGGAGGGGGUAAACUCCAUUGUAGUGUAUAUAGGAAAAUUACAUGUCUGAACAUUAUUUAUUUUCUAUUGGAAAUAAUUCAAACCUGGUUAGAAUUAUUAGUUUAAGCUGACAGUUUGAAAAGAUGCACAUAUCAAUUUUGACCGACCCCCAGGGGGCUGAUGGGUGGGGCCAAAAGGGGUCAAAUUGACUGAAAUUCAAAGAUGUUCUACUAUUUCUGGAUGCAAGAUUUUUUUAUAGUGAAAUUCAAAUAUUGGGUGUAAUUUCUUUUAAUUUAAACUUGGUUAGAAGCCUUAGCAUGGGACAGUAGUUAAUGUAUACAGGAGUUACAUUUGCAUUAUAUGUACAAUAUAGUUAAAAUUAUAUCACUGUUUUGAACAAAAUCAUUUCUAUGUCAUGUUACAAGAAGCCUUGUGACUCAGGUGACCAUUAAGGCCCUAGGUCCUCUUGUUUAUUAUUGCAUAUAUAUAUCAAAUAUAUUUGACAUUGGAAAUUGACUGUGAAUAUUUGGAUAGCAUAGAAACAGAAAACGAAGUAUAAUAACCAUGUACAAACAAUAACAAAAUGAAUGUUUUACUGUGAUGUCCCUUUAAAUUCUACUGGUUUAUCAUGUAUUGAUUAAAUAUUGAAUUGUUAAUAUUGAUUUGUUAUUGUUUGAUGUACAAUUCAAAAAUUAAAAUGUUCUUGAAGUAAGUCUUUUGGAAUAUAAUCUCAAAAGAUAAAUGUGAAACACUCUGUAUACCUAACACGUUAUCAGUAUGUUAGUUUAUGGACCAAGAAAAUAUCAAGGUAACUUGUGUAAAAAAUGUUGAUGAUUAUAAUACAAUAUAUUAUAUAUUUUAAAAUUGUGAAUACAUUUCUGUGUUUGUAAAAUUUGUAGAUAAUGUGCAGGUGAGUAUAAUCUCAAAGAUUAUUGUUAACACAUACUUUAUAUCACUUUUGGUUAUAUAAUGCCUUCCAUGUCAAUUUUAAUAGGGUUAUCUCCCCCUUUUUAAAAAAGUUUUUCACCAAUAAUGAAUUGUUCAAGUCUAUAACCACAGAUUAUGUCUAGCCUAAAAUCUGUUGACAUGAAGACAAAAUAACCAUGUAGCUUGUGUCCAUUAACUUAUCUCUGACAAACCCAACUGCUGAUUAAAGCCAAUACCUUGCUAAAGGCCUAAAUGACCUCUAUAUGAAAAAUUUUGUGUUUAAAAUUCCAGUUUUCACUGCAUCCACACUAAAAAGAAUUGAUCUAUGGAUUUGUAACAACUGAUAGCAGACUGUAUUUACCACACUAAUAAGAUAUUUCACAGAAGCUAGUAUGCUGUUACAUGGCAUAGGUCUAUCAGAAUGAUUUAAUUAUGCAUUGAUAGAUUUUUUUUUUUUGAGUUCUUGCUGGUAUGAAAGAGAUACCUAUUUGCAAACUGAAUGAAAGUGUGUAGUGCAUUCAGUGUUUUUUAUUUGAGAAAUGAAGAGAAAAAUCGACAAUUGAGAAAGCUGCAUUUUGCAUACAAACAAUGAAAAUUAAUUAUUAUCACAGUGAGUAAAAUUCCUGAGAAUUUUUAAUAUUCAAUGACUAUUUGAAUUUCCAAAGUAGACUUACUUUGAAAGUGAAUAUAAUUCAUUGUUUUGAUUGAAUUUGAGUCAACUAGAACUUUCUCGGGGGAGAUAACUCUUAACAAAAAGAGGUAUGAUGACAUAUAUCCUUAAUAAAAAUCUGUGAAUUUCAUGCUUGUUUGAAAUCAUUAUAUGUAUGUGCAGAAUAGAAGAUGCUACAAAUAAAGGCGGUGUUUGAAAGUUGAAUCUUAAUUAUUAAACUUAUUUUACGCAAGUG
Ylistrum balloti is the source of this 4698-nucleotide messenger RNA. RefSeq names its product transmembrane protein 243-like. Lineage: Eukaryota; Metazoa; Mollusca; Bivalvia; Pectinida; Pectinidae. Bases 372 to 725 code for a protein of 117 amino acids. The record is from RefSeq and is a predicted model, not a curated record. The transcript is spliced from 4 exons.